GAUCGUCCAGGUAAAGCGGUCUGUACCGUCACCCGGACAAAGACUGGAGUCUGGAUUUUUCACGUUUUUGUUUUACAGCUUUAAUAAUGGUUUUGUCGCAAGAAUCCAUCCUGUCUUUGCUCAUAGAGGAGGGGGGCAGAGUGAAGAAAUCCGACUUGGUUGAUAAGUUCAGAGGUUCGCUGGAUUCCGUCGAUCCCGAAGAAAAAGAACGGAACAGGGAGGUUUUCAAGACCUUUGUCAACAAUGUUGCCACUGUGAAAGAAAUCGACGGUGAACGGUAUGUUGUCCUGAAGAAAACCUAUCAGUACUUGCUGGAAGGUCCGCAGAGCUCUCUGGUCAAGUCUGAAAAUGAAGAGAUCCCGCUGACAGGUGAGCAGCAGCGCCCACCUCCGCAGACUGGAAACUCCGAGGAUCUGGAAGAGGCGAAUGAAAGCAGUGACCAUCCGACAGAAAUGCUUUCUCCCAUAGAGCAGGCACUGCAGAGGAGUAAAUAUGCAAGUGUGAGACUUAAAAGGGCGCUGAAUGUUGAGGUCCACCAGCAGAAUAGAAAUGAAAGUAACUGCUCAAAUCAGCCCAUCAAGAGCAAACCAUAUGCCUUGCCUCUGAGAAUGCCCCCCAGCACCACUAAAGUGGAGACCCACAAACUUAAGGAGGACACAGAUGAACCUAAAGAACACCCAAAACCAGAUGCUUUCAGGGACAAGAGAAGGAUGCCUUCAGUGGAGAGGGGAAGUUGCACCGGCUCACCGCAGCCGAGGAGGGCAGCGAAGAGCACCAAGGCAUCAGAGGAGCACAAAGACACUAGGAUUCCCUCUGUGGUUCCCCUGGAGCAGUCAGAGCAUGAUUGGCUGGUCAAGUGUGCUGCCGGCCACUGGAGCCAGGUUUACGGCCUGCUGCUCAGAGACAACCAGCUGGCCGAGAAGAAGGACUUCAUGUCAGGGUUCACUGCUCUGCACUGGGCAGCCAAGUGCGGGAACAGUGACAUGCUUGUGAAGAUCAUCAACACAGCCAGGCAAGGAGGAGUUCACAUUGACGUGAAUGUAAAAACACAUGGUGGCUACACGCCUUUACACAUUGCUGCUUUGCAUGACAAGCACUACAUCAUUGGCAUACUGGUGAAGGAGUACGACGCCAAUAUAAGCAUCAGGGACAACUAUGGGAAGAAGGCCUACCACUACCUUCACAAAGACGUUGCUGAGAGCGUGAGAGAGAUGCUUUGUAAGCCCAAAGGCCAGUCGGCACAGGACAGUGCCGUGCAUGAGAAGGAUGAGCUGGAUUCAUUCCCGGAUCUCCCCAAGGGCCUGCAUUCAAUAAGCCGCCUCUUUCAGCCAAACGUGACAGGCCACAAGAAGAAGCACAAGCAGCGGCCGGGAUUGUUCUCCCUGAACGACGACCCCAGCGAGGAAGGAGAAGACAGCGGCGGCGGCUUCAGGAACAGGCCCAUGUCAGAUGUUUUCAUGUGAAGGCAAAGCCCUUUGCUGACUGAAAACACACCAGUGACCUUCAAAGCAUUUUCUUUAACAACGGCUUUCUUUAUUUUUAACCUGCUUUCUGGUUUGUUCACCGACUCUGAGUCAGCAAAUGUAGCGUGUGAUGAUACCUGCAUGAGGUGAAUGCCAGACAAUGGUGGAUCCUUUGAGUUUUCCUAUUACUCACUUGAAGGCGUCAUCACUUCACUUUGUUUCUUUUGAAAUGAACUGAGCUUUACAGAUGUGUAAUAUGUUUAUCUCAUAGAGAAUUAUAUGGACUUUUUCAUACCAGCAUCCCAGUUCAGGCCAAUAAAAACCACAGUGCAAAGUAUUUAAUCCAGUAAAAAAAAAAAAAAAAAUCGGUUGAUUCAUUUAUGUACUUGAGCUUCCAGCGCUAGUAAAAUUGUGCCAUGAAUUCCCAUCUACUGUCUUUUAACCACGGACUUUAAUACAGUUGAUCUUUUUUCCAAAGGUCCCGUUUUUUAUUCUGUUUUUGAUUUAAAACUAAA
Archocentrus centrarchus (flier cichlid) is the source of this 1978-nucleotide messenger RNA. It is a transcript of the gene sowahaa, whose product is annotated as sosondowah ankyrin repeat domain family member Aa. The record is from RefSeq and is a predicted model, not a curated record. Bases 87 to 1463 code for a protein of 458 amino acids. Lineage: Eukaryota; Metazoa; Chordata; Actinopteri; Cichliformes; Cichlidae. Gene Ontology annotation, molecular function: protein binding. The transcript has a single exon.